CGGACCUGAAGCCUGCCUUCUCCCUCUGAACCAAAGCAAAAGUCGGCAUAUUAUUUGAUGGGUCACAGGGAUGCUGGAGCCUAUCGCAGCGGUCAUUGGGCGGCAGGCGGGGAGACACCCUGGGCAGGCCGCCAGGCCAUCACAGAUGUUAGUUCAUAGGCUUUUGAAUUAACACCGAUAGCUAACAAAUCGAUGACGGAGAAAGAAGAGACAAUCGAAGCAGGUGAGAGUCAUGACACUGUUCUAACAGCUGAGAAGUCUGGACGAACCUCGCUGCUGGACAGCGGGGAAGACUUUGAGAUGUUAGAUGAAGAUGAUAUCGAUGAUGACCCACCUCCCCUUGAAGAUGCAGGAGGUGGGAAGCAGAGCAAGAGAGACGAAUCAGGAAAGACUAAAGCAAACACAGAUACGGACACACCUGAAGUUUCAAUGGAAGAAUGGCUGGAUGUCUUAGGUAAUGAUCAGCUGAAGAAAAAAGUAGUGGAAGCAGGGAAAGGGCGAGACAGUCGGCCACAGCAGGGACAAAAUGUUAAGAUUCAUGUUAAGACCUCCUUGACUGAUGGCACACUUCUAGAGGAACAGCCUGAGCUCUCUUUCACUCUAGGAGACGGUGAUGUCAUCCAGGCACUGGAUCUCACAGUACAGCUCAUGGAAAUGGAAGAGAAGGCCCUUGUUCAAGCAGGUGCAAAAUAUGCGUAUGGUGCCUUGGGGAGUAUUGACCCUGAGAUUCCCCCUAAUGCUGAGCUGAUUCUGGAGGUGAAACUGCUGGAGGCCACUGAUGCACCAGACCUGGAGCUCCUGUCCCCUGUAAAGAGGAUUGCCCUAGCUGGCCAGAAGAGAGAGAGGGGCAACACCCACUACCAGCAUGGGGCUUAUGCGUUCGCUGUCAAUUCUUACAGCAUUGCCCUGCAGAUCACUGAGUCUAGCUCUAAAGUGGACAUCACCCCUGAAGAGGAGAAAGAGCUGAUGGAUGUGAAAGUGAAGUGUUUGAAUAACAUGGCUGCUUCUCAACUGAAGCUUGACCAUUAUGAUGCAGCACUGAAGUCUUGUGUCUCAGCUUUGGCUCACCAGCCAGAAAACAUAAAAGCACUCUUCCGCAUGGGCAAGGUAUUGGCCCUGCAAGGUGAAUAUGCAGAGGCCAUACGAACCCUGAGGAAGGCACUGAAGCUGGAACCAAGUAACAAGACUAUCCACGCAGAGCUAUCCAAGCUGGUGAAGAGACACUCAGAGCAGAAGGGUGCAGAGCAGGCCAUGUACAAGAAGAUGCUGGGUAACCCUGCCAGUGGCAGCAGCAGCACACAGAAACACAAGGCCAAGUCUUCAUGGGGUCUCAGUUGGAAGUGGCUUUUUGGUGCCACUGCUGUAGCCAUUGGUGGUAUAGCACUGUCUGUUGUCAUAGCUGCCAGAAAUUAAGUCAAACUUGUGAUUGCCAGUCCAAGCCCCUUCAAAGUGAGAUCCCAAAACAACGAAGCACUUAAGACAUCUGGCAGUGCCUUUUGAACUUUGUUGGAAAGGGUUUGGACGUGUUAAGUCGGUCAGGCGCCUGUUCACUGACUGUGCUGAGGUUCCUCUGCUAUGUUUGAGACCUAUAUGUGACAAAUAAUUGAAUACUAAUUGACAUUAUUUGUGUUGGGAGAUGUGUGUGUGUGUGUGUGUGUGUGUGUGUGUGUGUGUGUGUGUGUGUGUGUGUGUGUGUGUGUGUGUGUGUGACAUUGCCUGACAACUGCUUUUUUUUUACUGCCAAUGUCUGUCUUUGGCAGUGACUGUACGAAAAUAAUAGAGUGCUGAAAUUCAAAUUAACCAUAUAAUAACUAUUUAAAGUAUACGGCAUUUUUUUUCUCAAUCUUAAAUAGCUACUGUGAAAUGGGCCUAUUUCAUCAUAAAGCUUGAAAUUGCAGUUGAAUUUGCUAAAUUGUCCUUAUUUCAGAGAAAGUGUGUAAUUUUUUUUGUUGUUCUAAUCAAUAGCUGAUGUAAAUUGGGGUUAUUUUGAUGCUGUAUUCUGAGGUCCUUUCUCCCUUGCAAGAUUGUUGGGCUUGUGUCCUGACUCCUUUACUAAACUCUGCUUAUGUACAUUGAGCCAGAAGAAAUACAAUCAAACGUUCCUUAUUUUCUUCUCCCAACGUUUCAUAUCAACAUAACUUGGUUCAUGGCACAUGUGUUUUUCACUGGAGUAGAUAUAAGAAACACUACUAUUUCAUGCAAGUAUACCUCACUUUUUGAUUAUCAAGACCAAAUGUUGAAGGAUGAACCUUUAAAUACAAGUUUAGUUUCAUUUUCAGCUUCUCUUAUGAUUUUUUUUAGCUUUUUUUUUUAAGAUUGCAAAUCUGUGGUGGGUGUUUUCAAUGUUGCUUAUUUAUUAGACUUUUUUCUCAUUUAUUUUUCCUACCAAUGAGAGUGCAGAAUUGCCUCAGUUAAUAUUGUACAGACCCAAACAAGGCUGUCACCGGUUGAUGACAUAAGUGAUUACAGAUGUUCAUUCGCAUUUCUCACAUUCCCUUCAUUUGUUAAUUUUAUAUUUAUUGAAAUAAAAGCUUGUUUAU
Lampris incognitus (smalleye Pacific opah) is the source of this 2540-nucleotide messenger RNA. It is a transcript of the gene fkbp8, whose product is annotated as FKBP prolyl isomerase 8. The coding region runs from base 193 to 1413 and encodes 406 amino acids. The record is from RefSeq and is a predicted model, not a curated record. Lineage: Eukaryota; Metazoa; Chordata; Actinopteri; Lampriformes; Lampridae. Gene Ontology annotation, molecular function: peptidyl-prolyl cis-trans isomerase activity; protein binding. The transcript has 10 exons.